Messenger RNA from Musa acuminata subsp. malaccensis (wild Malaysian banana), 881 nucleotides. RefSeq names its product NADPH:quinone oxidoreductase-like. Gene Ontology annotation, molecular function: oxidoreductase activity; FMN binding. The record is from RefSeq and is a predicted model, not a curated record. NCBI's taxonomy places the organism in Eukaryota, Viridiplantae, Streptophyta, Magnoliopsida, Zingiberales, Musaceae. Gene Ontology annotation, cellular component: cytosol.
CGAGAGAGAGAGAGAGAGAGAGAGAGCGAGAGAGAGAGAGAGGAGAUGGAAGCGGCGGCUUUGGCGACGAGACCGAUUGUGAAGGUGGCAGCGCUCUGCGGUUCCCUCCGCAAGGCUUCCAUGAACUGCGGCCUCAUCCGCUCCGCCAUUCAGCUAUGCGACGAGUCCAUCGAGGGCAUGACGAUCGAGUACGUGGACAUCGCGCCGCUCCCAUUCGUCAACACCGACCUCGAGGUCGACGGCACGUUCCCCGAGCCCGUGGAGGCCUUCCGGCAGACGAUCCGCGGAGCCGACGCCAUCCUAUUUGCUUCGCCCGAGUACAACUACUCCUUCACGGGUCCUUUAAAGAAUGCUAUUGACUGGGCAUCAAGACCUCCAAACGUAAUGGCAGACAAGCCUGCUGCUAUUAUAAGCGCUGGUGGUGGUUUUGGAGGAGGAAACUCUCAGCUCCAUCUUCGCCAGGUUGGAGUUUUUCUGGAUCUUCAUUUCAUCAACAAGCCGGAACUCUUUGUCCAUGCAUUCCAGCCUCCACCAAAAUUUGACAGAGAUGGAAAUCUUAUUGAUCCUGAGAUUAAAGAACGGCUAAAGCAACUACUUUUAUCGCUCAAGGCUUUCACCCUUCGGCUUCAGAACAAAUGCUGAAUAUUUAGAUCAACUGAACAUUGCAGUUGACCAAUUGAAGCGAUAUAAGUGUUUGUGUUAUUAAGCAGACAAUAUUUGCUGGAUUUACUAUAAUUAUGUUUCCUGUGUUAUUUAUCUGGCUACAUUUGGUGAUUUUACUAAAAUAAGCAGGAGGUCAUGUGAUUUUUCUUUUAAGCUUGUUGUACUGUUCAAUGACUCUGCAAUUUAAUGUUAUUAUUUUUAUCCAGCGUCUCAUCAAA